Messenger RNA from Laetiporus sulphureus 93-53, 363 nucleotides. RefSeq lists its product as uncharacterized. The transcript is spliced from 3 exons. The coding region runs from base 1 to 363 and encodes 120 amino acids. The record is from RefSeq and is a predicted model, not a curated record. Lineage: Eukaryota; Fungi; Basidiomycota; Agaricomycetes; Polyporales; Laetiporaceae.
AUGUCUACCGAAGCUACCUCCUCCAGCGGUUCCGCCACUGCGCAAAAAGUGAGCGCGCAAUCCGCCAAUGGCACAAUUGCCGAUAAAGGCAAAGGAAAGUUUGUUCAUGAAGAUCCCGUGGACGACGACGAUGAGGACGACGACGAGGAAGAGGAAGAGGACGAUGACGACGACAUGGAGGAGGACGACCUCGGCGAAAUAGACCCUUCGGCAAUCAUUGGGUCGCGCCGCACACGUGGUGUACGCGUCGAUUAUACGUCACAGGCAGCGCUCGCGAAAGCAGGUCUCAAGCCGGAGGGCGCGGACGAUGACGAAGGCGAGGACUCUUUCGUCGCCAAGGACGAGGACAUGCAGGAUGACUAG